GGCGAUAGGCGAUGAAAAUUGAGAGUUUUCCUAAUGUACGAUCUAAAUUCGAUCUAGGUCAGAUAAAGAUGGGUCGUGAGGGUUCAUGGGUAAACGAGUGGUGCGACAUGGUUGUAAGCUGGAAUCAAAAUAAGAUCUGCGGAGAUCUAACUUUGCUGGAGAUAUUUGGUGUUUUAUGGAGAAGGAUUCGGAUCCCAAUAGCUUUGGCUAUAAAAGGAAAUAAAGGAUAUGAUCAAGCAAGUUUGUUUGGUUUUUCUUUGUGGUUAUCAAUGACGCAAGGUCAGUGGAUUACUAAGUCUGGAGGAAAAUUGCUCGAGGGACCUAAGCCAGGGCUGAGAAUCUCGGUGCCACGGUUUGACAAUUCGGGUCUCAUUGCGAGUUAUGCCAAAACACUAAUUGAAAGGUGCAUGAACCCUCCGAAACAAGUGAUGAAGAUGAUACUCUUCAUGUUGCCACGGAUCUGGGGAGUGGAGGGAAGAGUGGUUGGAACCUACUUGGUCUUGGAAGAUUCCAGUUUGCUUUUUAUUUAGAGGAGGACAUAGAGGAGGUUCUUAACAUGGGGCCUUUUCACUUUGAUGCUUGGAUGAUUUCGCUGGUUAGGUGGAAGCCGGUUGUGGAGGUCAACUACCCCUAUACGAUCAUUUUCAGGGUUUAUGUUCUUGAUAUUCCACUUCACUUCUGGGCUGCUCAGACGUUCAGGAGUGUGGGUGAUGCUCUCGGGAAGGUGCAGGGGGAGGUUGAUAUCACGGAAGGCAGGGUGAGGGUGGAGGUUGAUGGCUUUAAGCCGCUGAUUUUCUCCAUGACGAUUAACUUUGAUGAGGGCGUAGAGUUACCAGUGUCUUUGAGAUAUGAGAAGCUAGUUGGGUUUUGCAGUGAGUGCUUUUGUAUGACUCAUAAUUAGUCACAAUGCCCUCGCUUACACAAGGAGAUUUAGGCAAAAAGAAGCAAUAUUUUACAUCAGGCUGAGCAGGGUGCAAAUGCUAAUAGUUACAGAGGUGCGGUGGUAAAUGGUAGGGAGGAAGGUGGAGACGGGCGAGAGGGACAUCAGCAGAGGAACUGGAAUGGCAAAUAUGGUAACAAAGGAAAAGGGGUAGCACAUGAAAGAGCUGGGACUGCUAGAUUUGAGGCACCGAAGUACAAGAAUAAGGACAUGUACUAUCGGGGCAAUGGUGAAGGCUCUUCAUUACAAGGGAGGCAGUCUGGUUAUCAUGGGCCAAGGGAGCAAGAGAGGCGUCCUGCAACUCAGUCUCGAGGCAUCCAACAUCUGAGAGGUGGGGAAGAAGGGCUUCCACUGAUCCCGGAGAAGCUAAUGUUGGACGCUUUUAAAGUUGUGGAGAUUUCUCCAAAGGCGAGCGGGGGCUCAAAAGUGAAUGAAGUUUUGGACACAGCAUCUAAGACCAGGAAGUUCCUGAUGCAGAAUGCAAAACUGAUACUAUGCCUACAGAGCUGAAAGACAUUUCAGAGAAGAAGGGGAAUGAAGCUGAUUCGACUUUAGAAGAACCGGCUCCGUACACUGAGGCUCUUCAGAGUGAGGACCUGACUAUGGAGGAGGGGGAGUUUUCUGACUCUGAUCUCCUGGUGGAUACUGAUGAACUCCAGGAGUGGGAGCAAGGCCAGAUGGCUGCAUUUCAGGAGGAGCUAGAGGGGGGAGCUUCAAACGAAGGGAGUGCUGUGGAUGAGAUUUUGGAAGAGCAGAGUGAAGAUGCUAAGGACAAGGAGAAGUACCAGGAGAAGGACCCGAAGAAGAAGGCACAAAAAGGGGGAAAACGUACGGCUCAGAGUAUCUUAUCUCCUCGCAAGAAGCUCCUUGCAAAGGCAGUGACCAAGCUGGAAGGGAAGGGAAUCGGACCAGCCAAGAAGGUCUCGUCUAACGCAUCUAAAGGUGCAGAGUAAGCUGACCUUUUCAUUUAUUUUUUCGGUUCAAAAAUGUUGGAUUCACUUAUGAAAUCCCUUUUAGUUAUUGUUUGGAUCUUUUUUUGCGGUUUUUGUUGUUCUCUAUCCUUCGGGAUAUCAAGGUUCUUUCUUUCAGUUGUUUGGUCUUACUUGUAUCUCUAGUGGUCGACUAUAUGAAUAAAACAUGGUUGUGAUUUUUCCAAGUUGGUUAUUAUA
Messenger RNA from Raphanus sativus (radish), 2109 nucleotides. RefSeq lists its product as uncharacterized. NCBI's taxonomy places the organism in Eukaryota, Viridiplantae, Streptophyta, Magnoliopsida, Brassicales, Brassicaceae. The record is from RefSeq and is a predicted model, not a curated record. The coding region runs from base 12 to 530 and encodes 172 amino acids. The transcript is spliced from 2 exons.